This is a messenger RNA of Drosophila bipectinata, 2762 nucleotides long. RefSeq lists its product as uncharacterized. The record is from RefSeq and is a predicted model, not a curated record. NCBI's taxonomy places the organism in Eukaryota, Metazoa, Arthropoda, Insecta, Diptera, Drosophilidae.
AUGGGUGUAUUCGGUUCGAUGGAUCCACACACCAAACCGACGGCAUCGCGUGCGCAGACACCCAAGAUGUUCCACAACAUGAGUUCGCCGCCGACUAUAGCUGCCACUCGAUCGCGGCGAUUGAUUAAACCCAAUCCGAAGUACACCAGCGAUGACAUCGACGAUCUGAGCGAUAUCACCGAGGACGAUGACGAUUCCCAACUGCACAAGUCGGACGACGACGACGACGACGACGAUCUGAGCGACGGUGAGUUCCAGGAGAAGCUGCGUCCCCGCAAGCUGCCGUCAGUGAAGCGUGGGCCUGGACGUCCGCUGAAGGCCAGUAAAUUGGCCAACACGGCCGGCUCAUCGGUGGCAUCCAAGAUGGGCGCUUCAUCCGGACGCCCGACACCUAGCAGCCUGCAACAGCUGCUGCGCAACGAUAGUGAUAGCGAUAUUCCGGUGGCGCGCAAACGCUUCAUGGGCGCCAGCGGUGAGGGCAGCGUGUCCCUCGACAACGGGGCCACCAAGAUGCGCAAACUUCGAAAGUUGCCGCGGAGUUCAUCGGUGACGUUUAAGAUUAACACCGGCAGCGGUAAUCGCUCUGUACCGGGCAAGUCACGGUCCGCGGGUAGUGGUGGUCGUGGAGGAGCAUUGUCCGCUGCCAUCGACUCGAAACUUUACAAGUCGGAUGACGGAGACGACGUGCCCACGUUCACCAUUGUCAACAUAGACGACAUUAUCAAUAAGGAAGAUCCUUCGAUAAGCAGAGCGAAUAUCAAUAUCGCCGCUGCCACAGCAGCAGUCGCACACACGAGCGGCGCAACUGGCAAAAAGCGGGGCCGGCCCCGCACCAGGGGCAUCCCACCCAGCAGCAGCGCGGUCGAGAAAUCGAUCCCCUCGUCGGUGGGCUUCUCGCUAAGAAGUUUGAGUUUACCCAAACGCAGCAACACCGCCAAAAAAUCGCGUUCCGGCUACAAUCAAAACUUUAUUCCAAUGAAGCGACAGCCACGAAUUCUCAAUACGGAAAUGGGCAAGAAAGCGCAGGCCAUUAAUCCGCUUAUGAACAUGGAGGAUGAACUGGAGCCCGACUUGGAUUUCGACAAUGAUGAGCCUCGGGCAAAGAUUGUGAAACGCAAGAAUGUCAAGAAAAUCGCUUCUACAUCUACAAGGCAGAGAGCAUCGGCCGGCAAUGCUCGCCCGGAGCGGAAACUGUCGCAGCUACUGCAUGAGUCCGGUUCGGAGUCGAGUUCUGGGGAGCUGACGCUCUAUAAGAAGCCCGGUAUCAGUAUCCAGCUAUGCAGCAAAGAGAAUAAUCAGCAGGAGGACGACCUGAAGGAUUCGGAUGGUGCGGAUGCGGAAGACAGCAGCAACAGCAGUAGCCAUACCGAAUACUUUCCACCAGAGACGACCACCUAUGGCGAGGAGGACGGGUGCGUCGUUAAAAAGAUCACCUGCUAUGAGUCGUGGCACGUGAUCAUACCGUGGGAAUCGCCGCCGAAAACGACGGAGCAUCAGCGCACCUUCCUGGCGCUGCCGCUCGUUAAGCUGGCCAAUGCCGCAGGCCGGAUCAAGAUGCCGUCCAGCAAAUGGUCCAGAGUCAUCAACCUCUACAAGGUGCCGCCAACGUUAAUGCAGCGCCAGACAAUGACCAUAUUCACCGGCGACCUGAAGCCAUACAACAUACCCGAGGAGGAGCGGGACAAGUACCAGCCGUCGUGCGUCCUGUUCCGGCGUUCGACGCUGGACAGGACCAAGUGCCGGGUGUCCUACGAUCGGGCCGUUGUCUUCAAGAACAAAUGGUUCUAUGCGAAUAUCGAUGGGAGGCACGUCAAUUUAUUGGGUUCCCCGAAAACGGUCGCCACCCUCAAGGAUGUGGAGAUCCUGCUGGAUAUUGUCGAUCAUCUGACACUCGACAGCGAAAUGGUCGAGAUAAUAAAUGCCAACUGCACCGGCAGGUAUAACCACUAGGACACGCAUCACAUUAUAAAAAACACCCGUACAUACACACAAUUAAUGGGAUUUUCAUUCGAGAAAUCGAAAAGGAAUUAUAUUGCAUGUCCGUUAGCUUAGUCCCACUCACACAUUUAUUUGCAUUUACACCAACACCUGAGCUCUGUAAACUAAAUAAAGCCCGCCGACAUCACCGAAAACAAAAAGCGCCAGAAAAAGCAGGAAGCGGGGACAGGACCAGGAACCAACUCAAACAGCAGAGCAAGUUCUUUUCUCAUUAAGUCCUGUGUUUACACAUAGACACCCGCCCACUCGCCCUGCCACCCCAUCACACACACACAAAUAAAACACCUCUUUUAUCCACACACACACACAGACAGCUACUUGUCUAUACAUAUUUGCGCAAUUUUCACACCAGCGGCGACAUCGGCUGCGAACGAGCCUAAUGAGUCCAAAUCCGUUGCCCGCAACUUUCGGUGCCACGCCCCCUCGGGGGUCCUGUGAAAUCCAUAGGACACGAUACGAUAGCCCUGCCUGCCAGCCUGUGCCUUUAUCUGCCCUGCCCCCUCCCGACAGCCAGCCAGCCAGCCCGUCUCUCCGGGCCUGUUGACAAAAUAAAGGCCAACAAAAUGAGAGGCCCUGGUGUAAUUUGUUGAAAAGCUGCGUGGUAAAAAAGAAACAUGUUCACACUGGACGACCGGAAAAACAACAAACAACACCAGAGCAACAACAAGGGGCAAGAUACAACAACAGCAAGCACAAUGCCAAAUAGAAGGCAAGUUUUAAUUAAUCAUGACGGGCUAAACAAAAGUCGAGUUUUCCACACAGAG